CUGAACGAUUUGGAGGGUGGAACUCCCUCUUAAACGUCACCGUCACCUGACUAAGCUCGCCCGAUUUUCAGGUCGAAUAUAAAAGUACGCCAAUUGUUCAUGUGUUUAUUACUAAAUGAAGUAGCAUCAUGACAUCUCGUAUCCUACCGUGUCUUGUCUCUCUAUCUGUACUGCUGUCUAUUGUGACAGCAAAACCACAGCAAACACCACCAAUACCAGACUUUGGCAAGCAGUAUGGUUUGAUGGGAACAUUGUCUUUACCCUAUGCUGAACUUAAUGAACCAGUUAUUGCAUAUGUUGAUUUAAUAAACAAUCGCAGCAGAAUAAACUAUUAUCAUGGGAUUGUGUCUAUGCUUAUGCUUGGAGGAAAAGGUGAUUAUGGAGAGGCAUACACUUUGGCAUAUGUGACCACUUACAAUGAUUUCAAUAAGAGAUCUUGUUUUAAAGUAGAUGGCACUAGUGAUGGAAAAAUUGUCCCACAAAUAGCCUUACCAGACCUCUCAGAUUACAAGUUCAUUGGUAGAAGCACUUACAUUGAUUUCCGGAUACAAAUAUUUGAAAAAGUUGAGAAAAUAGGUUCAAAAACAAACACGUACACUAUGUGGGUGACGGAUGAUUCACAGUAUCCACUUCGUUUUGAAAUGAUGGGUUAUGAUGCAAUGUUUGGUUCUCAUUAUGACAAAUACACCAUAAACUACAAAGUCUUCAAUAAAGGCCCACCAGAUGAGAGCCUCUUUGUUAUCCCAUCAACCAUGAAGUGUACUGGAUUCCCUGGACCUGGUGACAAACACUUAGCAUCCAUGAACCCCAUGUUGGAAUUGGUUAACAGAAAAACUUCCUAUGUUGAUGAUAUGUUUGAGGAAUUUAAGCAGAAACAUAGCAAAUCCUACAAUAAUGAAAAAGAGCACAGUAAGCGCAAACACCACUUUUUGCAAAAUCUUCGUUAUAUCGACUCCAAGAAUCGUGCUGGUCUCACUUAUACUCUGGCUGUGAAUCAUUUGGCUGAUUACAGUGAAGCUGAACUGAAAGUCUUGCGAGGCUACAAAAGCUCCGGUCAGAAGAACAAUGGCCUUCCAUUUGAUGAAAGUCUCAUUCACGAUUCUUCCAUUCCAGAAAGUAAAGACUGGAGGCUAGAGGGAGCUGUAACUCAAGUGAAAGACCAAGCUGUCUGUGGAUCUUGUUGGAGUUUUGGUACUACAGGAACAAUUGAAGGAGCAUAUUUCUUGAAGACUGGUAAUUUGGUUCGCUUGUCACAACAAGAAUUAAUGGAUUGUUCAUGGGGUGAGGGCAACAAUGGCUGUGAUGGAGGCGAAGAUUUCCGGGCUUAUGAUUGGAUUAUGAAGACAGGUGGCCUGACAAGUGAAGAUUCUUAUGGAGCUUAUCUUGCUAUUGAUGGCAAAUGUCAUUACAAUUCAACGAAACCUGUUCUCAAUUUGAAAGGAUAUGUAAAUGUCACUUCAGGAAGUGAAGAUGCACUGAAAGCUGCUAUUUUCAAAUUUGGUCCAGUAUCUGUUGCUAUUGAUGCAGCACACAAGUCCCUCUCUUUUUAUGCUAAUGGUGUAUACUACGAGGAGAAAUGUGGAAGUGGACCAGAUUCACUCGACCAUGCUGUUCUUGCUGUAGGAUAUGGUGAAUUAAAUGGAGAACCUUACUGGCUUGUAAAGAACUCAUGGUCAACUUAUUGGGGCAACAAUGGUUAUGUUUUGAUGUCACGUAAAAAUAACAACUGUGGUGUCACAACCUCGCCAACAUAUGUUAUAAUUGAGUGAUCUAAGCAAUAAUUCUUAAAAUUCCAAUAAAAUAUUUGUAAAUAUAUUUUUUUAGAUGACAUUUCUAAUAAACUAUAAACAUUGAUUUUGUUAA
This is a messenger RNA of Octopus sinensis (East Asian common octopus), 1863 nucleotides long. Its product is annotated as digestive cysteine proteinase 1. NCBI's taxonomy places the organism in Eukaryota, Metazoa, Mollusca, Cephalopoda, Octopoda, Octopodidae. The transcript is spliced from 10 exons. The coding region runs from base 129 to 1769 and encodes 546 amino acids. Gene Ontology annotation, cellular component: lysosome. The record is from RefSeq and is a predicted model, not a curated record. Gene Ontology annotation, biological process: immune response. Gene Ontology annotation, molecular function: cysteine-type endopeptidase activity.